Molecule: messenger RNA, 618 nt
Organism: Salvia splendens (bonfire salvia)
Lineage: Eukaryota; Viridiplantae; Streptophyta; Magnoliopsida; Lamiales; Lamiaceae
Product: vignain
Exons: 2
Coding region: 1-618 (205 amino acids)
Biological process (GO): proteolysis
Molecular function (GO): cysteine-type peptidase activity
Source: RefSeq, a predicted model, not a curated record
AUGACUUUCAUAUGGACACUGCAACCUUUCGCGACAGGAAGUUGUUGGGCAUUCUCAGCCGUUGCUGAUAUUGAAGGCAUAAUAGCCAUCCAAUCAGGCAACCUAAAUGAAUUAUCAGAGCAACAUAUUUUGGAGUGCAAUUACGAGCACGAAGGCUGCAAGGGUGGAAGACAGACUAAUGCAAUUGAUCUCGUUAUUAAAAAUGGAGAUCUAGCAUCGGAGACCGACUAUCCUUACACUGGAAUUCCAACAGCAUGUGCCAAUAACAAACAAUCUUCGCUUUCCUCAAAGAUCACUGGCAUUGGUUAUAUCCCUUAUAAUAAUGAGACGGCAUUGUUAGAGGAAGUAGCUAACCAACCUGUCUCGGUUGACGUUGACAUAACAAUAUGGCAAUUUUAUCGAUCCGGGAUUUUGACAGGGGAGUGUGGAACUAAAUUAAAUCAUGCAGUUGCAGUAGUUGGUUAUGGGGAAAGUAAAGAUGGAGUUAAGUUUUGGUUAGGUAAGAAUUCAUGGGGACUAGGAUGGGGUGAGGAUGGAUAUGUGAGCCUACAUAGAAGUAUAGAUGCUAAGGAAGGCAUGUGUGGUAUUGCAAAGCUUGGUUGCUAUCCAAUUGUAUGA